AUGAACACCAAACGAAAAGGUACUGAAUGUGAUGGCACACCCAAGAGAAAAACAACCCGUCAUCGUGCUACCCUUGCAUGCGAAGAGUGUCGAGCACGCAAGAGAAGAUGCGAUAGAGUUACGCCAGCAUGCGGCGGCUACGUGAAGCGCAUUACUGUUUGUAUCUAUGCUUCUAAAAUUCAGGCUGAGGCGUGGCGGGAUAGGACUGGUUUGGAAGAUCUUGAGAAAGGAGAGAAAACACCCACAGCAUCUGAAAAGCAUACUCUUUCCAUUCAUGCCACCCAGCGCGCAGAUGAUUGCAAGUAUAACCCAGACCCCGGUAACAUCUAA
Penicillium paradoxum is the source of this 330-nucleotide messenger RNA. RefSeq names its product Zn(II)2Cys6 transcription factor domain-containing protein. Gene Ontology annotation, molecular function: zinc ion binding; DNA-binding transcription factor activity, RNA polymerase II-specific. The record is from RefSeq and is a predicted model, not a curated record. The coding region runs from base 1 to 330 and encodes 109 amino acids. The transcript is spliced from 2 exons. Lineage: Eukaryota; Fungi; Ascomycota; Eurotiomycetes; Eurotiales; Aspergillaceae. Gene Ontology annotation, biological process: regulation of DNA-templated transcription.